Molecule: messenger RNA, 7106 nt
Organism: Dromaius novaehollandiae (emu)
Lineage: Eukaryota; Metazoa; Chordata; Aves; Casuariiformes; Dromaiidae
Gene: PLCB2
Product: phospholipase C beta 2
Exons: 33
Coding region: 721-4356 (1211 amino acids)
Biological process (GO): phosphatidylinositol-mediated signaling; release of sequestered calcium ion into cytosol; lipid catabolic process
Molecular function (GO): phosphatidylinositol-4,5-bisphosphate phospholipase C activity; calcium ion binding
Source: RefSeq, a predicted model, not a curated record
UGCCAGGGACAUUUGAGAAUGCCCUUAGGAUUCUUUCAUUCAUCUUUCCCCAGGCUGUUUGAUCUGCUUUAAAGUGCUGGCCUCAUUAUCAGACAAGGUGCCGUCUGAGAAGAAAUCUAUUAAACGGUGGACAGUGCGGCAGGGGGCCCCACAAAUGGAGUCUGUACAGAGCAAACAUUACGUUUAUUUUGCAUGAUAUUUGGCCCGUCGCAUGAAGGGGGCAGUCUGCUUGUAGCCAAACUCUCAGCUGUUCUGUAACCACAUCUGCUGAAAUAGUUUGAAUGUUGGCUGGCAAUGUCUGCACUUCAUCAAAAAGAACAUUUAAGGAAGUUCAGUUGCGGAAGUGCUAGAACGGUGCGCUUCACAAGUACAACUCUGAGGAGUAGGUCCCUCCUGGAGAGACAGCGUGCAUGCGUGUGUGCUCACACGGGCAUCUCAGCUCAUCACAAGCUUUCCUCUAGGUGACCUUGGGCUGAUCUUCUCUUGCUUGUUUGGAGAGCAGUUGAUUUACAAUGCAGAUCUGUCCGUCCUCGCCUGCCUAUCCCUGCCCCUCCUAAAUUUGGCUGGGAUAUGAGGCUGUUUGCUUUCUGAUGCCAACAGUGGCAAUGGCAGAGAGCCCUGCCAUGUGAGAGGCAGAGAUAGAGAAGAGGGGGCCAAGGAGGAGCGACCCGUGCAACUGCUAUUGCUUCUGGUAGCUGAGGGGCAUAUCUGCAGAAGAGAAUGUCGAUGCUUAGCCCAAUCCUGCAGCCCCCGGAGGUGAAGGAGUAUCUGUCCAAGGGUGAGCGCUUCAUCAAAUGGGAUGAUGAAACAGCAAGUGCUUCUCCUGUGAUUCUUCGGGUAGAUCCAAAGGGCUUUUACUUAUACUGGACCUACCAGAAUAAGGAAAUGGAAAUUUUGGAUAUAACCAGCAUCCGAGAUACUCGCGUAGGGAGAUUUGCCAAAAUCCCCAAGUGCCAGAAGCUCCGAGAGGUUUUUAACUUGGAUUACCCACACAGCACCUUCCUGCUUAAGACUCUGACUGUUGUGUCUGGCCCUGACAUGGUGGAUCUCACUUUCCAUAACUUUGUGUCCUACAAGGAGAAUGUUGGCAAGAGCUGGGCUGAGGAUAUUAUGGCCAUUGUUCGGAAUCCCCUCACAUACAAUGCUUCUCGAUACACCUUCUUAGAGAAAAUCCUGGUAAAGUUGAAGAUGCAGCUUAAUGCAGAAGGGAAAAUUCCUGUCAGGAAUAUUUUUCAGAUGUUCCCUGCAGAUAGGAAGAGGGUGGAAGCAGCAUUAAGUGCUUGUCAUCUUCCAAAGGGCAAGAAUGAUGCUAUCAACCCAGAGGACUUCCCUGAAACUGUGUAUAAAACUUUCCUUAUGAAUCUGUGUCCCCGGCCUGAGAUCGAUGAGAUAUUUACCUCACACCAUUUAAAAGCUAAGCCCUACAUGACCAAAGAGCACUUGGCAAAGUUUAUCAACAAGAAGCAGCGAGACUCUCGCCUCAAUGACAUCCUUUUCCCACCAGCCAAACCUGAGCAGGUGCAGAGCCUGAUAGAGAAGUAUGAGCCCAGUGGGAUUAACAUCCAGAGAGGGCAGUUGUCUCCGGAGGGGAUGGUCUGGUUCCUCUGUGGCCCUGAGAACAAUGUGAUAGCACUGGACAAAUUAGUGCUGUACCAGGACAUGACCCAGCCGCUCUCACACUACUUCAUCAACUCAUCACACAACACGUACUUAACAGCUGGUCAGUUUUCUGGCAUCUCGUCUCCCGAAAUGUACCGCCAGACACUGCUGGCUGGCUGCCGCUGCGUAGAGCUGGAUUGCUGGAAGGGUCGUCCCCCGGAUGAGGAGCCGAUCAUCACUCAUGGGUUCACCAUGACAACUGAGAUCCUUUUCAAGGAUGCCAUUGAGGCUAUUGCUGAAAGUGCUUUCAAAACAUCUCUCUACCCUGUUAUCCUGUCCUUUGAAAACCACGUGGACUCACCCAAGCAGCAGGCAAAGAUGGCUGAGUACUGCCGAACCAUAUUUGGAAACAUGCUGCUGACAGAGCCACUGGAAAAAUACCCAUUGAAGCCAGGAGUUCCUCUACCAAGUCCUCAAGAUCUCUUAGGGAAAAUAUUGAUUAAGAACAAAAAGAACCAAUCUAUAUCUGGAAAAAGACAGAAUUCGUUGAAGAAAGGAAGAAACGUAGAACCUGAAAUCACCGAGCAGCUGGCCCCUAUGGAUGGUGAAGAUACAGUCUGGGCAGGCGAUGUGGCUGAAGAGGAACCAGAGGAAGAGGAGGAACAGCUGGGAAACCUAGAUGAAGAGGAGAUUAAAAAGAUGCAGUCAGAUGAGGGCACUGCCGGUUUGGAAGUGACAGCAUAUGAGGAAAUGUCCAGCCUCGUUAAUUAUGUCCAACCCAUCAAAUUUGAUUCCUUUGAAGUCUCUUCCCAGAAGAACCGGAGUUAUGUCAUCUCUUCCUUCACAGAGCUGAAGGCUUAUGAUCUGCUAACCAAGUUCCCUUUGCAGUUUGUAGAAUAUAACAAGCGACAAAUGAGCCGGAUUUAUCCCAAAGGCACCCGGAUGGACUCCUCUAAUUACAUGCCCCAGAUGUUCUGGAACGUCGGCUGUCAGAUGGUGGCACUGAACUUCCAGACCAUGGACGUCCCCAUGCAGCAGAACAUGUCUCUGUUUGAGUUCAAUGGCCAGUGUGGCUAUCUGCUCAAGCAUGAAUUCCUGCGGCGUCCAGACAAGCAGUUUGACCCCUUCUCUGUGGACCGCAUUGAUGUGGUGGUGGCAAGUACCCUGUCUGUCACGAUCCUUUCUGGUCAGUUCCUCUCAGACCGCAGUGUGAAGACAUAUGUGGAAGUAGAGCUGUUUGGGUUGCCAAGGGACACAAAACGCAAAUACAGAACUAAACUGACCUCCACUGCCAAUUCCAUUAACCCUGUAUGGAAAGAAGAGGCUUUUGUUUUUGAAAAGAUCAUGAUGCCAGAGUUGGCAUCUCUCAAAAUUGUGGCUUGGGAGGAAGGAGGGAAGUUCAUUGGUCAUCGUGUCAUUCCUGUUAUUGCUGUGCAUUCAGGCUAUCACCAUGUUUGUCUCCGCAGUGAAAGUAACAUGCCGCUCACUAUGCCCUCUCUAUUUGUGUACCUGGAAAUAAAAGACUAUGUUCCUGAUGCUUGGGCAGACCUGACUAUUGCUCUCUCCAACCCAAUUAAGUUCUUCAGUCUCCAAGACAAGAGAUCAGUGAAGCUAAAAGAUGGCUCGGUGAAGAGUCCUGAAACACAGAGAAACUGCCCAUCUGCUGAAACUAAUGGGAUACCAGAUUCCACUGGGAAAUUCAACACUUCUUUUUCAAAUGGACCUGCAGGAGCAGUGGCUUUGGCCAAGGAUGAAAAUGUGAAAGCAGCAACACAAAUUGCAGAGCCGCAGACAGCAAGCCUUGAAGAACUGCAGCAGAUGAAGCUCUUUCUGAAGCUGCUGAAGAAGCAGGAGAAGGAAUUGAAGGAGCUAGAGCGGAAAGGAAGCAAACGCAAGGAUGAGCUGCUGCAGAGAUAUUCUGCCCUCUUUUCAGAGCCUAUAUGCCAUGGAGGCAAGAAAAGGAUGAUAUACCCUGGGAAAACCCAGAAGAAGAAGAGGAGUAUGACAACAGAUGACCUUGGUACAUGGGCAAGUCCUGUAGAAACAGCAGAAAGCAUUGAUAGCCGAGUUCUGGAGCUGAGGGACAGGCUGGAGAUGGACCUCAUCCAACUAGAGGAGGAACACCAUGAUGGGAUUCGAAAAAAGAAAGAGCAGCACGCCACAGAGCAAGUUACCAAGAUAAUAGAGUUAGCCAAAGAGAAGCAGACAGCUGAGCUGAAGGCACUGAAGGAGUCGUCAGAAAGCAAUAUUAAAGAGAUUAAGAAGAAGCUGGAGGCAAAGAGAGUGGACCGAAUCCAAACCAUGAUGAGAAACACUAGUGACAAGGCUGCUCAGGAGAGGUUAAAGAAAGAAAUUAAUAAUUCUCACAUUCAGGAAGUAGUGCAAACAAUCAAACUGGUGACAGAAAGGACAGCCAGGCAUCAACGGAAACUGGAAGAGAAGCAGACAGAUAAUCUGAAAAAAAUCAAGGAGAAGGAAAGCCAGCUCCAGCAGGAAGCACUGGUGGAAUACAAGGAGAAAUUGAAAAGUCUGAGUAUGGAGGUGCAGGAGGUGGUGAAGAACUGUGCAAAAGCAGUCUUUCCCAGAGAGCCAGAGAUUCAGAAGGAAGCUGUUCUGAGCACCACUGAGGAAGAACAAGGCUCUGCAGAACAACUGGAAGAAAAGAUCCCAGUAGCAGAGGUGUCAAGGCUAACAAUAGCCAUGGCUGAGCCCUCAGGGGCUGAGGCAGCAGUUGAGAUUGAAGAAAGCAGAUUUUGAGAUAUGCUUCCAUUACUCACUGUUCCACUUCAAAAAGGAUGUUUAUGGAAGUACAUAGUGAAGUUAAAGACCAGCAGGAGUGUGCCUGUCAUCAGAAUACUAUCCCUUUCCACCCUGGGAAACUCCUGAAAUCCUUCAGGAAUUUACUACUUACUUUAUUAUCCUAGAUAUUGAAGAGGAGUAGUCUGAAGGGUUCACCCUUCAGACUUUAUUCUUUUUUCUCCUUGCCUUCCACAGCCUUAGCACUGAGGCGUUUCAGCAGCAUGAAAGGGCCUGUGACAGAAGGCAAGCUAGUUGUUGGAAGUGAUAGCAGCAUCUACAUUAGCAUUUAGUCUGGAUCCAGAGUUCAGUUUUCAGGGCAAGUUUCCUGACAGUUCAUCACACACUUCCGUUCAUAUCACAGAGUAGUCUUUGAGCUAGAUCCUUUUGACUGAGAUUUAACUGAAAGACACUCUCCAGUCGCCCACCUAAUUGCUCCAAAUAACUGAGAGCUAGCCCAGGCUAAACCCUCCUGAAAUACAUACAGCAUGUGUAUCGGGUCUUCAGCAAAAAUUAUUUUGCUCUAAAGCGCCGUUCCUACUGGUGACACUACUUGCUAAUGCAGACACAGCCUCUGUUUAUAGGCAGAAAGGUCAGUUGAUAGAACUUUGUACCUUUUUUUUGUCAGCAUACCAUCUCCUUGCCCAAGCAGUGCCAGCUUUUUAAAUGGUCCUCCCACCCACAGACAGAUUGUGACAGUUUCAGUGUGUUGGCAUCCACACAACACAAUAUUUCCUCCUGAGGAAAUGUGCAUUACCAGCAUGGUUGCUUUUCUUUCUUUUUAACCUCCUCCUAAUCCCUUGACACUAUUUCUCACUGCUAAUUCUAACUUUACGACUCUGGUAGUAGCCUUCAGGCAAGUUCUCAGAUCUGGAUCUGACACCUCCUGAAGACCCAGUUAGUUAGUCUUCAGGUGGCUCCUUAGGCUAUAGAGGGCAUACUGGAAGGAUUCUGAGAAACCCGUCAUUUGUUCCAGCUACCACAAGAACACUGGCAGAAUUCUCACCUACAGCAAUCAGAUAUUUUUAAAGCUUCCCUGAAACUUUUUUCCAGCGAAGCUAAAUUAGCCUCAUAGUCUAGCCUUCACAUAACAAGCUUUACCAAAAUUUCUAAAUUGUUUGAAAAUAUUUUGUUGCCCAAAUAAAGAGCCAUCCAGAUGUAGUGCCCUUAAGAUUUCCUUAGAAGGCUGAGCACAGCUCUUAAGACACCACAUGGAAUUAACUAUUCAAAUAGCAGAAAGUACAGCAAUCCUCCUGAAGCUUCUUUUGUGUGCUGCCCUCCCAAUUAAUGACAACAGAGGCUCAGCAGUGAGUCAUAACAUCUACUCCUUGCUCCUGGGAAAGCCAAACUCCUGAAAUACCUGUGUUCUUUAGCACCUUCAGGGGAAGACUGCACGCUACACCUUUUGCUGUUUGCUCUCUAGGUACAGGAGCACUGCACGCAUCUUCCCCCAAAGUCUUUAGUCAUUUCCCAUUUCUUCAUAAAGAAUGUCCUGCUCUAAUUACAGCAGUUUUUCCCCCUUCAGUAGCAUAAAAUGAAAGUCUUGUUCCACAGUCUAACACUGAAGGAAAUUGCCCAGCCACAAGGUACCCAUCUGACUUCAAAGGGGAAGUGGUCCUCAGCGUCUCUUAGCCCCAGCACAUAUUUGCUGCUGUCACGCAAAAAAAAUACAAAACCUUUUUUGUAACACAAAACCUUCCACAGAACAUGCUUGGAGGUCCAGGUUCCCAAUAACUUGGUCUUGUCUUGCAACAGAAAAAGGGUAAGCUCCUCUAGGCCUUCUAUUAUACUGCCACAUUCUAGGACAGGUCAGCCCUGCAUGGUGAAGGCAGGACUUGCAUCACUGCCUCCUUUCUCUGUACAGCUCAGACACUGUCCCCUCACCCAUUUUCUUAUGCACUGAACAGCUUUGGCACAGCAUGUUUUCACUCAUCCAGAAGGAAGUAACUGGAAGGAGGAUAUGGUCCAACUUCCAGGUUGGUCAAGGGGAAAAUGCUAAACACUGCUGAAGAAAAAUGGGGGAAAAAAAAAUUCCAACCUCAGCCUGCAGUGGAGUAGAUUUGUGGCUACUGUAUUAUGUGUCCUAGCACCAUCAACCUAGAUCUCCUUGCACUGAUAAGACCUUCAAUGCAUUUGGCUGUUCCAGACACCUUUUGUUGCCACUUUAUAGAGCGCCAGAAGGUAGGGUGUCUUUAAAGCCACCUGUAGAAGAGAAACAGCUGAGAACAUGGUUAGAAAAGGUGGCUGCAUCUUUUGGUUUUUGAAACCUUUGCCCUUAAUUUGAAUCAGUACUAUAAGGGAGGUGUCCCCGACCAUAGCAACUGCUGUCCCUCACCCUGAAUUUCAAGUGCCACUCUGUAGUGGAACCUAAUCAGAUUCCCCCUUUCCCCUAAAAAAAAAAAAAGCUGUUUUUUCAGGUUUCUGUCCUUUCUGGAAAAGUGAGCUUAAUUAUGGCAAUCCUAUAGCACACAGUGGUUGUUACAUGAACACUGUUAUACAUAGAAACUGCAUUAAUGAAUGCAUUAUGAAGUGCUGCUAUAAAAGAGAGCUCCAAGUAGGUAUCAGAGACAAGAUGUUCCAAACCUGGUCUGACAUCCAAGAUGAGACCAUAUCUCCCCUGUAGUGUUACAUAAUACUGGAAUUAUGUAUUGUAAAUUUCUGACUUACUUAUUUAUUUUCUAAAAAAUAAAACAUUGCAUUUCUUCAAAAAA